Molecule: messenger RNA, 2965 nt
Organism: Drosophila hydei
Lineage: Eukaryota; Metazoa; Arthropoda; Insecta; Diptera; Drosophilidae
Product: FMRFamide receptor
Exons: 2
Coding region: 694-2298 (534 amino acids)
Biological process (GO): G protein-coupled receptor signaling pathway
Cellular component (GO): membrane
Molecular function (GO): G protein-coupled receptor activity
Source: RefSeq, a predicted model, not a curated record
GAGCAAGAAGCGAAAAAUCAUAAAAAGAAAACGAAAUAUUUAAGACGUGAAAACAUAUCAAGAAAUUAGCCAUUUGAAACGUAACCAGAUUAUGCGCAUAAAAAACCGAAAUUUUAAUGUCGCUUGUAAUAUGCCGUCAUGAAUGUAUGGUCGGUAAUUAGCUUCAAGUGAUGCCAUCCAUGCCUUGGCAUUGAUGGGUCACAUUUUUAUAUGAAAUAUGCAAACGAGUCAACGCGCCGUCGCCUGGGAAUUCGAAUCACUUCGUUUCAGUUUGCAAGCAAAAAAAUGCAGGAACACACGGACACGGGAUACAGACAACUGAUUCACAUAAGCAGAGGCACAGUUUUCUGCAUUAUAAAUUAAAUUCCCCAAGCUUAAAGUGUCAACGACGCGAGGCAACAACAACAACAACAACAACAACAACUGCUGGACUAUUAAAAGCUCUGCGCUCAGUGUGAACCAUAAGCGGAAAGACAAGCAAAGAGCUUUCAACCGUACUCUAAGUCACCCCCACAAAAUACCGCGUGUGUGUGUGUGUGUUCCAGUGAGUGUGCACAGGUAUGACCCUGCAACAGUAACAACUACAGCGGUCAUCCAAUUUAUGUUGCGGCCAAAGUUGUUGCUGGCUAAAAACUUAAAUGCCAGGACCAGUUGCCAGCUAGCCUCAAAUAGAUCACAAAUAAAACAUUUUCGAUGAGCACAGCAGCGGAGCAGCUGCUGCUGCGCCUGCAACAGCCAGCGUCAGGUGUAAUGCCCCCUUCUGCAUCCGGGGACUACGACUGGGCGCCCAUCAGUGACGACCAGUUUCUGGCCAGUGCAACGGGCCAACGCAUUGAGGAGACGGCGCGCUACGAUCUAACGGAUACAGUGGGCAGUACGUUGGCACCGGUGAUCUUGAAUGCGAGUCAGCGUUUACUUAACAGCAGCUAUGAGACGUACAACGAGAGCGCGGAGCCAGAUUGGACCCGCAUAUGUGAGCUGGUUUACAAUCCGCAGCUGGAGAAUAAUUGCAUCGAGUUUUGGGUAUGCGGCGUCAUACUCAACAUUGUUGGCGUCCUGGGCAUACUGGGCAAUGUGAUAUCGAUGAUAAUUCUAUCCCGUCCACAGAUGCGCUCCAGCAUUAACUAUUUGCUGACAGGCUUGGCGCGCUGUGACACGGUGCUAAUUAUUAGCUCCAUGCUGCUGUUUGGCAUACCCUCCAUAUAUCCCUACACGGGCCACUUUUUCGGCUACUACAACUUUGUGUAUCCGUUCAUAUCGCCGGCGAUGUUUCCCAUUGGCAUGAUUGCCCAGACGGCUAGCAUCUAUAUGACCUUUACCGUCACCCUGGAGCGCUAUGUGGCCGUAUGUCAUCCAUUGCGGGCUCGUGCUCUCUGCACCUAUGGACGUGCCAAGAUCUACUUUAUAGUGUGUGUCUGCUUUGCUCUCGCCUACAAUAUGCCGCGGUUUUGGGAAGUGCUGAAUGUUAGCUAUCAGCUGCCCAAUACAACAAUUGUGCUACACUGCGUAAGGCCGUCGGCACUCAGGCGAAACACGACCUAUAUAAAUAUAUACAUACACUGGUGCUACCUUAUUGUGAACAAUAUAAUACCUUUUCUCACGCUGGCCAUACUCAAUUGCCUGAUCUACAUGCAGGUGAAGCGAGCGAAUCGGGAACGCCAGCGACUCUCCAGGUCGGAGAAGCGUGAGAUUGGCCUGGCCACGAUGCUGUUGUGUGUAGUAAUUGUAUUCUUUAUGCUCAACUUCCUACCGCUGGUGCUGAACAUCUCGGAGGCAUUCUAUAGCGUCGUCGAUCACAAGCUGACAAAAGUCUCCAACCUCCUGAUUACGAUCAACAGCAGUGUCAACUUUCUCAUUUACAUCAUAUUCGGCGAGAAGUUCAAGCGCAUUUUUUUACUCAUUUUUUUCAAGCGGCGCCUGAGUCGUGACCAGCCGGAUCUUAUACAUUACGAGAGCUCAAUUUCGAACAACGGCGACGGCACCAUGAACCAUCGCUCAUCCGGCCGCUUCUCACGACACGGCACGCAGCGCAGCACCACGACAACCUACCUAGUCACCACCGGAGGCAGUAGCUCACUGAACAGCGUACGGCUCACCCAAGUCUCCGGGUCGCCCGGCCUCCUCCAGAUCAAACGGAACCGAGCACCAUCGCCCGGUCCAGUCGUCUAUUAUCCAGGUCCACGCGAACUGCAACGCUCCGUCUCCACCACGAACUCGACGACAAAUAAUAAUACGGCCUUGGGCUACGACUGGACCGUUGAUGGCAAGAAGCUUGGCCACGUAUCCUCGGUCUUUUAAACUAUACAUAGUAGUGUACAUAAUGUAGAUGCCAGUCUCCUAGUCAUUUAUAUGAAUAUAUAUAUAUAAACUUACUAUAUAUAAACUAAGCGCGCCAAGCGUCGCGUUCUUUUGUGAUAAGCGUUAUGUGUUUCUAUAUUCUUCUCCGUACUCCAAGUUCUUUAAGACACCACAAAAUUAAAAGUACAGCAAAAAUUUGAAAAACACGACAAAAAUACUUCGAACAGUUCAGAAAUCGUUAGCCAACAUUUAUUUCUUUCACUUCAUUGGGUCGAAUAUAUGUUCGUAGCAGUUCUAUAAAAGAAAGACGGGCUUCAGGUGGACACAUUUAGACUAGUCUGAACAUGAGUAAGUAGUUGGCGACUCAAUAGGUGUACGAAUAACAUAUAAGAUGUGGGGAUAUCGACUACUUAAUAAUCGUUCACAGUCCAGCAACAACUAAAGACAGUCUAACAAGCAAAUCUACUACAAAUUUUAAUGAUUAUAAGAGGCUUUAUUCAGAUAAGCAGUCCCAUCUAUCUCUAGAGAGCUUAGAAGUCUUUUCACAAUUUAAUAAUGCGGACACCUCUGUAAGUAUUGUAUGACAGAACCGGCAAGAGUACGACCUAUUUUCUAUACAUCAAAAUAUUUACUGAGUUUGGAUGAUGACAACAAAUUGUGUAUCACA